This is a messenger RNA of Drepanopeziza brunnea f. sp. 'multigermtubi' MB_m1, 2010 nucleotides long. RefSeq lists its product as uncharacterized. The record is from RefSeq and is a predicted model, not a curated record. Gene Ontology annotation, molecular function: ATP hydrolysis activity; signal recognition particle binding; GTP binding. NCBI's taxonomy places the organism in Eukaryota, Fungi, Ascomycota, Leotiomycetes, Helotiales, Drepanopezizaceae. Gene Ontology annotation, cellular component: signal recognition particle receptor complex; endoplasmic reticulum membrane. Gene Ontology annotation, biological process: SRP-dependent cotranslational protein targeting to membrane; intracellular protein transport.
AUGUUGGACUCUUUCGAAAUACUGACGACUUCUGGUGUCGUCUUGUGGUCAAAAUCCUUUGCGCCGACAAGCCCUUCAAUCAUUAACAGCCUCAUUACCAGUGUUUUCAUCGAGGAGCGCACGCUUCCUGGAUCGGGCACCGCAAAUGAUAUUUCCGCAGCAGACAACCCUCCAUACAAAUACGAGCAGCAUACCCUGAAAUGGACGACAGUGAAGGAGUUGAAUUUGAUAUUUGUGGCAGUCUACAGAUCCCUCCUUCACUUAUCCUGGAUUGACAAACUCGUGGAUAAUAUCAAGGCGAUCUUCGUGGAUCUGUAUGGCGACCAAUUAAAGAGACCAAAUACCACCUUGGUUGAAUGCCAUUUCGACGAGUACUUCGACCAGCAAAUACAGAAACUCGAAAAGACAGGCCUGGGUAAAGAUACGAGAGCAGCCGAAUCCUCCCUAUUUGUCGAAGAGGCACCACCGUCAACAUCUGGUAACUUUGACGAUGAGCCUCCUCCAAUGCCCGGAUUGCUUUCAAGAGGGCAAUCGAAAAACAACUAUAGAGAUCUGACCUCGAACGACUCUACCCCCGUCGUUACGCCAGAGAAUUCACGACCCAGCACACCAGCAAGCCACAUACUCACUGGAAAGGUAGGACCAGGUGGCAAAGGCUCCCGAAGAGCACGAAAAGCAGCUAAUACCCCGACGGUAUAUGCAUCUUCAGGAGAUGAGUCUUUUUUUAAGAAAGGCAAAACUGGAAAGCCUUCAGGAGCAAAGAAAGGAAGAAAAUGGGAUGCUGAUGGGCUAGCCGAUGAGGAUAGCGAUACCCCGCUCGAUUAUUCCGCGCCAGCAAACGGUGCCACAUCAGGCGAGGAUGAAGGCAAGGAGCGGCCAGGAGCCAUGGAGGAAGUGGACCAAGCGACAUGGGGAUCGAAGACUGGAAAAGGACAAUUCGUACUGAAAGAUCUGGACGACCAAGUCAACUCCAUAUUGGCCUCAGCGGAUGCUAAGAAAGCAGAAGAAACAUCGACAGCUGCAACUACAGGAAUCGUGGGAUCUAGUCUGAGCGCCAUAGGAGGACUUUUCAGAAAUGUUGUGGGAGGAAAGACCUUGACAAAAGAGGAUUUGAAUAAAGCCAUGAAAGGCAUGGAAGACCACUUGCUAAGAAAGAACGUAGCUCGCGAAGCUGCUGUACGACUUUGCGAAGGUGUGGAGAGGGAAUUGAUUGGGGUGAAAACGGGCAACUUUGAAAGCGUGCAAGCCAAGAUCCAAACAGCGAUGGAGUCAUCAUUACGGAAAAUCUUGACUCCAACCUCGUCCCUUGAUCUGCUGAGAGAAAUCGAUGCAGUGACCGCACCUUCAGCUCUUUCCCUGCAAAAACGACGUCCAUAUGUCAUGUCAAUCGUGGGUGUCAACGGUGUUGGAAAGUCCACGAAUCUGUCCAAAAUUUGCUUCUUCCUUUUGCAGAACAAGUACAAAGUGCUGGUCGUGGCUUGUGAUACCUUCAGAUCAGGUGCUGUCGAACAACUGGCUGUACACGUGCGAAACUUGAAAGAGUUGACUUCGCGAGAGGGAGGACAGGUUGAGCUGUACCAGAAGGGCUACGGAAAGGAUGCCGCCAACGUGGCAAAGGAUGCCGUGACUCUUGCCGGCGAAGAAGGAUUCGACGUGGUCUUGAUCGAUACCGCUGGACGCCGUCACAACGACCAACGCCUCAUGUCGUCGCUCGAAAAGUUUGCCAAGUUCGCACAACCAGAUAAAAUCCUCAUGGUUGGAGAAGCAUUGGUAGGAACAGACUCCGUAGCCCAGGCGAGGAACUUCAAUGCUGCAUUCGGCAGCGGGCGGUCACUCGAUGGCUUCAUCAUCUCCAAAUGCGACACUGUUGGAGAUAUGGUCGGAACAUUGGUUAGCAUGGUGCAUGCCACAAACGUCCCAGUGCUUUUUGUAGGUGUUGGACAGCACUAUAGCGAUCUUCGGAAUCUUUCUGUGAAAUGGGCAGUGGAGAAGCUGUUAAGUAGCAAUUAA